AUGUCCUCGCCCUUACACGACGCACUGGUUGUUGGUGCCGGGUUUGGAGGGAUCUACCAACUACACUCCCUCCUCAAGCUCGGGCUGACAGUCAAGCUGGUGGAAAGGGCCGCAGGGCUUGGAGGAACAUGGUAUUGGAACCGCUAUCCGGGCGCGACAAGCGAUACCCCCUCUCAUCUGUAUCGCUAUUCCUGGGAUAAGGAAGACCUCCAAUCAUAUCCCUGGUCUUAUAAUUAUCUGGAAAGAAAGGAGGUUCUUGCCUAUCUGGAACAUGUUGUGAACCGCCACGACUUGCGCAGGCACAUGCAGUUCCAUACGGAAGUUGUCUCCGCGAUUUGGAACGAAGACGACUGCACGUGGACUGUGGAAUCUAGCCAAGGUUCUUUCACGACUCGCUAUCUCAUCACGUCUCUCGGCAUCCUCACGGAGCCCAAUUGGCCGAACAUCCCUGGGAGGGAUCAGUUCCAGGGCUGUCUAUACCAUACUGCUCGGUGGCCAGAUCAGUAUGACUUGAAAGGAAAGAGAGUUGGAGUGAUUGGGAAUGGAUCAUCCGGUGUGCAAGUGAUCGUCACAAUUGCCCAGGAUGUCGAGUCCUUAGUCUGUUUCCAACGGCAUCCCCAAUACAUCGUUCCUGCCGGUAAACGACCUGUCUCGCAGGAGGAGCGCGAUGUGAUUAACAAGGCCUACGACGAGAUAUGGCAAAAGAUUAGACAAGAGAUUGGAGGAAUGGGUGUCGAGGAGGCCAAGACGAGUGCGAUGAGUGUCGUGGACGAGGAGCGCGAGCGGAUCUACCAAGCCGCCUGGGACGACGGAGGAGCCUUCCGAUUCUUCCUGGGUACAUUCAAUGAUCUUAUUCUCAAUGAAGCAUCCAACCAAACGGCAUGUGAUUUCCUGAAGAAAAAGAUCCACCAGAUUGUGCAGGAUCCAGAGAAGCGCCGCAAGUUAACACCGAGCGAACUCUACGCCCGCAGGCCGGUCUGCGCUGAUGGCUACUAUGAGCAAUUUAAUCGGGAGAACGUCGAUGUCGUCGAUAUCGCGGAGAAUCCCAUGCUCGAGAUUACCCGCGACGGGAUCAAGCUGGCCGAUGGAACCGUACAUAAGCUGGAUGUGAUUAUUUGCGCCACGGGUUUCAACGCAUUUGAUGGGGCUUACAGAAAAAUUAACAUUGCCGGACGCGAAGGGAAACCAUUGAGCGAACACUGGAAAGACGGGCCCAUCACAAAUAUGGCCGUUGCCACAGCAGGAUUCCCAAAUCUUUUCAUGAUAGUUGGGCCUCAGGUUCCCCUGACCAAUGUACCCCCAGCCAUUGAAGCCCACGUUGAGUUCAUUACCGGGGCCAUAUCGCGUGCGGAAGAGCAUCGCAAGGAGCAGAGUACCUCGUCAGCUCCAGCUAGGAUCGUAAUUGAAUCGACAGAUGAAGGGGAAGCUGCAUGGGGUGGGUUGUGCAAUGCUAUUAGCGAGGCGGCGCUGGUUAGAAAAGCCGCAUCGUAUUUCAAUGGCGUGAAUGUGGAUGGUAAGCCACGGUCUGUCUAUAUCUUCAUGGGUGGGUUGGGUAUGUUUCUGCAGAAGGUGAAGGAAUGCGAGGAGAGCGAAUACCCUUCUUUUCAUCCGUUUUAG
Aspergillus pseudonomiae is the source of this 1617-nucleotide messenger RNA. Its product is annotated as flavin-containing monooxygenase. Lineage: Eukaryota; Fungi; Ascomycota; Eurotiomycetes; Eurotiales; Aspergillaceae. Bases 1 to 1617 code for a protein of 538 amino acids. The transcript has a single exon. The record is from RefSeq and is a predicted model, not a curated record.